Messenger RNA from Physcomitrium patens, 2714 nucleotides. Lineage: Eukaryota; Viridiplantae; Streptophyta; Bryopsida; Funariales; Funariaceae. The record is from RefSeq and is a predicted model, not a curated record.
UAUCUCACACUUUCUAGCUCCACCGCCUCCCUACGACGCCACCCUGCCCGCACUCAUGGCUGUAGUAGGAGGCGUCUCUACUGUCGUUUCAUGAUGCUGCAUGAUUACUCCAUGAUUUAUCACAAGGAGAUUCUCAAACGUGCUCGCAAGUAAAUCUGCUCCUGCUUUGUAUGUAGAUAAAAGUAUGUAUAAUAAAUACAUGCCUUGGCCAACAGCUCUCGAGUUUCGACUUUAGAGGAUCGGGACUCGAAGACGAACGCAGAAAGAAUAAGAAGAGGAAGAGUGGUUCUGGGCAUUUUGUACUUCGGGAGGUGCGAUUGUGGGUCAGUUAUUAUUUUCGGUGUUGAAUUGGUGGUGGAUUUUGGUGGAUGAGUGGUAGAAUUCGUGGCAGCAAUGGGGCUAUGGAGGGGUGGAGCUUGAGCAGAGGGAGGUGAAGGAGAGGUACAAGAGCAGAAUAGUUGCAGGAGCGGAGGGUUGCGAGCGAUGUCGGGCGGUGGUGAGGAGGAGAAGACGCUGGAGAAGACGCCCUCAUGGGCCGUGGCUCUGGUGUGCACAGUGUUCGUUGUGGCGUCUCUUUUGGUGGAGCGAGGAAUCCACAAGCUCGGCCGGUACUUUAAGCGGUCCAAUCAACGAGAAUUGUAUCACACGCUUGAGGUGAUCAAGAACGAAUUGAUGGUGCUGGGAUUCAUCUCUCUGUUCCUUUCUGUGUUCCAGCAAAAGGUGGCCUCGCUGUGUAUGGCAGAGAGGCUGAACCGCAUCAUGCUGCCUUGCAAGUAUGUCCCACCUGCUGAGGCUAAUGCCGAAGCUGAAUCUCCAGCGGUCCAUCGAAGGCUGUUUGCAGUCGAGGCCCAAUCAAGUGGAACUUGUUCUGCGGGCCAUGUGCAAGUUAUCUCUGAGGAAGGUCUCCACCAGCUGCACAUAUUCAUCUUCGUCAUGGCUGUGGUUCAUGUGUUGUACAGCUGCCUCACCGUGCUCGUUGGGUUGUGGCAAGUGCACAGCUGGAAGAAGUGGGAGGUUGGAGCUCGCAACGAGAGAUUAAAAGCUGUGAACGAAGCAUUGACUCCCAAGCACAGAAAACAUGAGCAUGGGGAUGAAUUUACCAAAGGUCGAAUACGUUACAAAUUCUUGUACACAUCAAGAACUGGUCUAAAUCUCGAUAGCUACAUCUACAGCUUCUUUCGACAAUUUGGAAAGCCUAUCUAUAAAGAGGACUACUUGUGCUUACGAAUGGGCUUCAUCGCUACUCAUGAACUCAAUGCUGAAUACGAUUUCCAUAGCUACAUCCGGCGUACUAUGGAGGAGGACUUCAAAACUGUUGUCGGCAUUAGUUCAUACUUGUGGGCAUUCGUUUGCCUAUUUCUUCUUCUGGAUGUUGAUGGCUGGUACACCUACUUUUGGAUAGCGUUCAUUCCCACGUUUUUAGUAUUGAUAGUAGGAACUAAGCUCCAGCAAAUCAUCAUUAAUUUGGCACUUGAAGUAAGGGGAGGUGUGGAGAAGAUUGACAUUUCAACUUCAGGAACUAUUGACGGAAGUUUGAAGGCGGCAGAAAAGCCAAAGCAGGAAGUUGUGUGCCAGCCUAUGCGCCCUCGAGACGACUUGUUUUGGUUCAGAAAGCCUCAUUUCCUGAUCCAUCUUGUCCAUUUCGUCCUCUUUCAGAAUGCCUUUGAGCUGGCCUUCUUCUUCUGGGCAUUGUUUGAGUAUGGAUUUACAUCUUGCCUAGUGGGGAGAACGUGGAUGAUCAUAGUCCGCCUGGUGAUGGGGGUAUUUGUGCAAAUACUGUGUAGCGCAAGCACUCUACCUCUGUAUGCUCUUGUUAGCCAGAUGGGAUCCACCGUGAGGUUUACAGUAUUUAACUCGGAAAGUGCACAAUCAGCCAUCCACAACUGGCGGGAUAAAGCUCACAAGAAACAGAAGGACAAGUUUGGGCACAAGACCCUGUCACACCAUUUGGCUGGCAUCAUGGGGUUGAAUAAGAGAGUGGAUGAGCACGGGCAUGUCCAUGACGUUGAACUUCAUCACCCUGGGGCUCAUCACGAAAAAGGACAUCACGAUAAACACUCUGCAAAGGACCAUCCUCAUCUGCACCCCCACCCCCACCCCCACCAAGAUGGUACUCAUGUAGUGGAGAUUGAUCAAGCACCACUCAAAGUCACAGAGAGUCACCCUGCCUCAAGAAACGGUGAUCAAGGUCCUCCAGUUUCACCAAAGCCACAAUCCAAGGACGCGAUGUCGCUGGUCAAUGUUCUCAAACUUGCUCGUGCAAAAGAGAAAGGCCAAGCUCCUGGAGGUUCUUAAAAAGGGUUGACAUGCCCACAAUUUGUGCAGCGUUCUUCGAAGUCUGCUCAAACUUUUCAUACUUGGAUUGAAUGAAUAGGAAUACAAUUGUUGAUAAACUAUGAAUACCACAAUUACCUGUGAAGUCCCCAUUCUGGAGUUUUCUGGUGCGGAAAAAAGCCAGGGCUCAUUCUCGUACCUAAUAUCACAGAGGGUUCAGGAUGUGAACAUGCUCAAGGUAUGAGAGCAGUGUGAGAAAUAUAUUUGAUUUAUUUUCAUGAAGCAUAGUGUGUAAUAUAUUUUCAAAAGAUCAGUGCUUGCAUUACUUUCUUACCCUGAGGAUGACCCAGCUUGGCUUUUAGAUGCCGGAGCAAGCCACCUUGUAAUUAAUUUUUUUUUUGUAGCAAUAUAAGAUAAUGUUAGAAGUAAUGAAUUUCUUA